This is a messenger RNA of Myotis davidii, 4216 nucleotides long. RefSeq names its product THAP domain containing 9 (gene THAP9). The record is from RefSeq and is a predicted model, not a curated record. Lineage: Eukaryota; Metazoa; Chordata; Mammalia; Chiroptera; Vespertilionidae.
CGUAAAAGCCCGCCUUCCCGACAAAUAAAGGUCGCAGGCGCCCAGCGGGCGGAGCUAAGUUCCUCGUGGUUCGUGGUGUUCGGGGGCACCGGAAGUGGGACCCCACGUUGCAAGAAGAUGACCCGAAGUUGCUCCGCUGUGGGUUGCAGCACCAAGGACACCCUGGAGAGCCGCAAGCAGGGCUACUCUUUCCAUCAAUUUCCAACUGAUACCAUACUGCGCUCAAAAUGGAUCAGGGCUGUUAAUCGUGUGGACCCCAUAAGCAAAAAGAUUUGGAUCCCAGGACCAAGUGCUAUGCUAUGUUCCAAACAUUUUCUGGAAAGUGACUUUGAGUCAUAUGGCUUAAGAAGAAUGCUGAAAAAAGGAGCUGUGCCUUCUGUUUCUCUAUACAAGGUUCUUCAAGGUGUACAUAAUAACGGUAAAGCAAGACAGAAAAUCCUAAAAGAGCCACUUCCUGAUGAUUCUGAAGAGGUUGCUACUGAGGACCAUAACUACAGUUUGAAGAGACCUUUGACAGUAGCAGAGAAACUGGCUGAAGUGCAACAGAUGCUACCAUUGUCCAAAAAAAGACUUGUUCCUGUCAAAAACUACAGGAUGACCAAGAAGAGAGAGGGUUUACGAUUAAUUGACGCACUGGUAGAAGAGAGACUGCUUUCUGAAGAAACAGAAUGUCUGCUACGAGCACAGUUUUCAGAUUUUAAAUGGGAAUUGUACAACUGGAGUGAAACAUCUGAGUACUCCACAGAAAUGAAGCAGUUUGCAUGUACACUCUAUUUGUGCAGUAGCAAAGUCUAUGAUUAUGUAAAAAAGAUUCUUAAACUGCCUCAUUCUUCCAUCCUGAGAACAUGGUUAUCCAAAUGCAAACCCAGUCCAGGUUUCAACAGCAACGUUUUUUCUUUUCUUCAACAAAGAGUAGAGAAUGGGGACCAGCUAUAUCAGUAUUGUUCACUGAUAAUAAAAGGUGUACCUCUCAAGCAACAGGUUCAGUGGGAUCCCAGCAGUCAACAUUUGCAAGGGUUUAUGGACUUUGGUCUUGGAAAACUUGAUGCUGAUGAAAUGCCACUUGCCUCAGAAACUAUUUUGUUGAUGGCAGUGGGUAUUUGUGGUCAUUGGAAAACACCUCUUGGUUAUUUUUUUGUAAACAGAGCGUCUGGAUAUUUGCAAGCUCAGCUGCUUCGUCUUACUAUUGGCAAACUGAGUGACAUAGGGAUCACAGUUGUGGCUGUUACAUCUGAUGUUACAGCUCAGAGUAUUCAGAUGGCAAAAGCAUUGGGGAUACAUCUUGAUGGAGACAACAUGAAGUACACAUUCCAGCAUCCUUCAUCUUCUAGUCAACAGAUUGCAUACUUCUUUGAUUCUUGCCACUUGCUUAGAUUAAUAAGAAAUUCAUUUCAGAGUUUUCAAAGCAUUCAGUUCAGUAAUGGCACAGCACAUUGGCAGCACCUUGUGGAGUUAGUAGCACUAGAGGAGCAGGAAUUAUCAAACAUGGAAAGAAUCCCAAGAAAACUUGGAAAUUUGAAAAACCAUGUACUAAAAGUGAAUUCAGCUGCCCAACUCUUCACUGAGAGUGUGGCCAGUGCGUUAGAAUGUUUGCUGUCAUUAGGCCUGCCACCUUUUCAAAACUGUAUUGGUACCAUUCACUUUGUACGCUUAAUUAAUAAUCUCUUUGACAUUUUUAAUAGUAGGAACUAUUAUGGAAAGGGAUUUAAAGGGCCUCUAAUGCUUGCAACUUUUAAUAAAAUUAAUCAGGUAUUAACUGAAGCCAAGACGAUUUUUGUUACAUUAUCUGAUACUAGCAAUAAUGAAAUAAUUAAAGGUAAGCGAAAACUAGGAUUCCUGGGAUUUUUGCUUAAUGCUGAGAGCUUAAAAUGGCUCUAUCAAAAUUAUGUUUUCCCAAAGGUAAGGCCUUUUCCAUAUCUUCUUACUUACAAAUUCAGUCAAGACCAUCUGGAAUUAUUUCUAAAAAUGCUUAGAAAAAUACUAGCAACCAGUUCUAACCCUACCUGCAUGGCAUUCAAGAAAGCUUACCAUAAUUUGGAGACCAGAUACAGAUUACAAGAUGAAGUUUUUCUAAGUGACCUGAGCAUCCUCGACAUCUCAAUUGCUCGAAGGACAGAUUUAAACCUUUGGACAGUUCAACGCCAAUAUGGUGUCAACAUUAUAAAGACUCUUUUUCACAACAAGGAUAUUUGCCAAGACUGGUCUAAUUGUUCAGUAAGUGAGGCAUUACUAGAUCUAUCAGAUUAUAGGCGAAAUCUCACCUUUUGUGCUGUUUAUAUUGCAGAUACAUUAUCAACUCUUUUAACUUGUGAGGACUGCAUCAGUGCACUGUAUGCAUCGGAUCUCAAAACCUCUAAAAUUGGGUCACUGUUGUGUGUUAAAAAGAAGAAUGGUUUGCAUAUCCCUUCAGAAAGUUUAUGUCGAGUCAUAAACAUUUGUGAGCAGGUGGUAAGAACCCAUUCAAGAAUGGCAGUUUAUGAACAACUUCCUAAACAGAGGGAAUUAUAUCUUCAACAGGAAAUAUUAUGUGAGCUUUCUGGACAUAGUUAUCUUUUUGUAGAUUUAGAUGAGCAUCUCUUUGAUGGAGAAGUGUGUGCCACCAAUCACUUUGUAAAGUUACUAAAGGAUAUAAUAAUCUGCUUCUUAAAGUUGAGAGCUAAAGAUAAAGCUCAUUAACACCAGUCAGAAAGACUUGAAUUGAAAAUGUCAAGGAAACACUGGUCAUCUUUAGAGGAUUGCAAAUGUCUAAGUUUUACAAAUACCAAUAAAUUCAGGCAUCUGCUAAGUAACCAUGGAUAUCCAAAUGAGAGACCCAAAAUAUAUUUAAAUUUAUAUUAAGAAUGGUUGGUCAACAUUUAUUUUCAAGUUCAACCUAUCAUAUUUUCUAAAUUGACCAUUCUGCACAGUGGACAGGUUUGUAUUACAAUUCACAAUUUGCAUAUUUUAUAAAAUCUGCUUGAACUUUGGUAUGGAUUGUGGCAUUUCAAAGUUAUCAUCCUUACAAAGCAGUAAACAGACUACACAAGAAGUACUGGCUUUGAAUUUAGUACCGUUAAGACUGGAUAAUGUGACUGGACAUCAUUUUAACUUAUUCAGUCUACUUUAAAAACGAGAAAAUAACAACAAGGAGUCACCAACACAUUGACUCCUUUUACAAAUAGACUACAUUCCUUAAAAGAGCUUUGGUUGACAGAAUACCUUGAAUAUAAUUUUAUUUACAUAUGAAAAUUAAUGUAUGGUUUUAGAUUGAGGCUAAAUUAAAAUAUCAGAUACAACAAAGUCCCUUUGCCAGGGUAUCCUAAAAUAAAAAUACUUAUGCUUUAUCAGGUGGACAGUAAGCACCUGAGCCAUGAAGCGGUUCCUUGUGCUGCAGUGAAGCUGGGAAUUACAGUUUUAGGGACGUACACAGGUGAUGUAAUUUUCACAAUUCAUUGUCUCUGGACUUUGAAAUAGUACUUUGAAUAAUAGAGUGGAUAAUUACUUGACUCCUAUUGAAAGAGCCCAAUGCUCUUCAGCAAAUGAGGAGAAGCCUUUAUGAAAUCUACUUGUAUUUAUGGGGAGGCUAAAAUAAUAAAACAUUUCAGUGUUGAAUGAAUAAUGGAAUUUUAUAGCAUGUGAGUAAUAAUUUGGAAGAAGAUGGUCAAUUGAGAUAAUAGGUAUGAAAAAGAUUGUCUUAAGUUUUACAGAAAUUUAGGAGUAACGUAAAUACUGUCAAAGAUGGAAAUAUAAUGCCAAUUUUCUCACACCCAGAGUUGAAAAGAUAACUAGGAAAACAUGUAGGUAUAUGUACUUUCAUAAAUGGGAAUAUUUUAAUGGAUAAAAGAAGCAAGCACAUAUACCUGUGUAUGUAAAAUAUCCUGUUAUUGAGCGAAUGUUCAAAAAGUACAGUUAAUAAGAAAACUAAAAAUUGCAAAAGAUUGAUUACUGGAUAAAAGUUGAGUUUUAUUGAGAUGUACCCUAAGUAGUAUAUUUUGAUAUUUUUCUAUAUUCUACCUCAAACAAAGGUUUAAGUUUUGAAAUGUAAUCAGAGUUGCACUGCAAUUUAUUUAAAGAACUAUUGCUGAGAAGUCUGAACAUUGUGGUGUUUGUUUGCCAUAGAAUUAGUUUAGAUUCACCAAGAUAAACCUUAUUUAAAGGAAACCUAUUUGUAAGUCACCAACUUUAUAAAUCUAAGUUUUCUAUCUGAUCUUUUAUUAAAAACUAGUUCAUAUCUGUA